AUGAGGCACCAUCGGGUCUGCGUCUGUACCCUCCCCGCCACCCGCGGCCGACCUUCCAGCACGACCUUCCUCUCUCCACCACGUCCUGUACAUAUUACGAUACCUCCAGCAGCGAAGACGGCAGCGGCAGCGGCAUCAAUGUGGUCUUCCACUUGGGAUCCUCCCACAGUGGAUGGGUAUCAAAAUUGGGAAGUGGACGGCGCCGUCAUCCGCAGGUGGAAGAGCGGCCCGAAUAGAAUCGAUGUAUUUGCCAAGGACGCGACGUUGAUCGACUCACGACGUGCAGAUUCUGCCGCCGAAGAUACGAAUACUGUCGCUGCAGCAGAUAAGACAUUCGUGUUUCUGAGAUGCAUUUUCACGAGCAUAGCGAUCGGGAAGGCAAAAUUCUUACGUCAGACAGUCUCGUGCUUGAACAAAUGA
Messenger RNA from Pseudocercospora fijiensis CIRAD86, 420 nucleotides. RefSeq lists its product as uncharacterized. Lineage: Eukaryota; Fungi; Ascomycota; Dothideomycetes; Mycosphaerellales; Mycosphaerellaceae. The transcript has 5 exons. Bases 1 to 420 code for a protein of 139 amino acids. The record is from RefSeq and is a predicted model, not a curated record.